GGGCGCGGCGGGCGGCGGGCGCCAUGGCGGCGGCGGGGCCCUACGCGCUGCUGAGCAGCUGUGACGGCGGCUUCGCGGCGGAGGAGCUCGUCAGGCGCAUCACAGGAAGAGAGGACCUCACUGUGGGUGCAACCACCACUGGAGGAGUGAGCUUUUACCCCUGGACAAUAGAUAAUAAGUACUACUCUGCAGAUAUUCACCUCUGUGUGGUGCCAAACACAGCUCUUGUGACAGGAGCGAUCGCUGAGUCUGUGCAGGCGUUUGUGGUCUACUUCGACAGCUCAAUAAAAUCUGGACUGGAUGGUGUCUCUGAAUGGCUUCCCCUGACAGAAGAGUGGCUACCAGAAGUCAUGAUCCUGGUCUGUAACAGAGUAUCUGAGCAUGGCGUUAACAGACAGAAAGCUCAAGAAUGGUGCAUCAAGCAUGGCUUUGAACUGGUGGAACUCAACCCUGAGGAGCUACCAGAUGAAGAUGAUGACUUCCCGGAGUCCACAGGAGUGAAACGAAUUGUGCAGGCCUUGAAUGCCAACGUGUGGUCAAACGUGGUCAUGAAGAAUGACAGGACCCAGGGCUUUGGCCUUCUCAGUACGUUAGCAGGUGCGAACUGUAGCAUUGGGUCAGAAGAGAACCAAGAUACAGAAUCCAAUCCAGCAGCAGCAGACAGAGAAGAACCCCAUUUAGACAACCGAGAGGAUGCAGCUAGCACAAACGACCUACAGAUCGACAGUGUUGUAGAUCCCGUGUUAGAUACAGAUAUUCAGGAGCUGGCCAGCCUGACCACGAGAGACGGCGACCUGGAGAACUUUGAAAGGCUGUUUUCAAAGUUGAAAGAAAUGAAAGAAAAAGCUGCAACGCUGCCCCAUGAACAAAGAAAACUACAUGCAGAAAAGGUGGCCAAAGCGUUCUGGAUGGCGAUUGGAGGAGACAGAGAUGAAAUUGAAGGUCUCUCCUCGGAUGAAGAAAACUGAGGUCUUCUGUAGCUGUAAGCAACGGAGUGAUCUUAAGAGUGAUCUUUUCCUGCAGUGAGUGUUAAUUGCAGAAAGCCCCAUUUAGCUUUAGUUGCUCUCUUUGGUUAAAGGAUUCACCAUAUCGUUGUAAUGAGUAACACAUCCACAACACCUUAUGGUUAGAGUGGUUUUGUCUGACUGUUCGUUCUCCCUCAGAGAGUUUUGGAUGACAACAUAUGCAUUUAGGGGAAAUAAGAGGUUAGUUUACAUUUUUCAAAUUAACAUUUUUAUAGUUUCCUCUUUUGAGUUUAAAGAAACAAUUUUACUACCAGUUAUCUUUCUACAUAUGGCUGGUGGUUGUUAAACAACUACUUAAUUCUAAACUCAACAUUUAGAUGUAGGUCUGUUUGAUGUUUCUGUGUAGCUUUAUAGCUGACUUACAAAACAAACCAGAUUUCUAUGAGGCAUGAAGAGAAACUCGGUGUGCUGUGCCCUAUUGGAGAUGCUGCGCCAGGGCUGCGGGGUUAAUCCUGCUGAGUGCCAGAGCCAUUAAAAAUGGCCCAUAGGCUUUGAUUUCUGUUUGUGUUUGUAAGCAUGUGGUCCUUCCCUAAGAACUGCGGAGCUGUGCCACACUCCUCAGGUUGCCAUCAGAAAGGAGAUUUGGGAUUAAAUGCAAGACAGACUUCUGCUCCUGUUCCAGGCAUGAAUUUCCCUGCUCAAACCUUCUGCAGUGCAUUGCCUCCAACAGCUUGGAGAACACACAGACCUUCACGCAGUGAGCCCUGACCCACACACUGCAUUACAAACCUCCCCCGGUGCGUUCACUGCAGACUUAAGCUCCUGUGUGUUAAUUAGGACGUAGCAGAGUGCACGUCUCAAAUCGCUGCUUCGUGGUACCGAGGGUUGGAAACAUUCCUUCAUCCUCAGCAUUGGGAUACUGACAUUUCUGCACAGCCACACGGGCUUCCUGGAGAGCGUAGGCACAGACAGCACUGGUCAGGAAGGCGCAGUUUGGGGAGGAGAGAUGAAGAGGUGAACUCCCUCCCUCCUGCUGUGCCGCAGCCACCUGUCAGCUCCCUGCUGCAGAACCACUCCCGAGGCUGUACCACAUGAAGUGUUCUCCCCAGGAGUGUUUCCUUACCACUCUGGAAACAGGCAGUGCUCAGCAGCCUUACUUUGAAGUUAACUUUUCCAAUGUCUGCUCUUUGAGGUCAGUAAAUUUAGUGAGUCUUAGGCUGUGGCUUUCCAUAAAAUACCUGACAGCUUUAAAUUCCAAAGGCACUUUCACAGUGGUUCUUGACAUUCACUGCCUGUUCUUUUAGGAUUAAGCAGAGCUAAAACAAUAGGCUUCUUUGAAUACUGCAAAUCGUUCCCGGGUAAAAACUGAGGUGUUUUCCAUUCUAAGAAGCAGAACUAAUGCCUUGUGAGUAGAUGGAAUAGCAUUUCUCACAUAAAGACGGAGCAGUCGCCCCCCCACAGCAAAGGACAUUGUAAAGCAGCACCGUUCCUUUUGCAGGGAUGCACUUCCAGGCACUGAAGGGCGCACAGCCGCUCCCCCCGCCCCGAGCGGCGCCCAGCAGCGCCCCGGCCUUGCUGGGACUCUGCCCUCUCCUCCAUUUGCUCCUCUUUCCUUUUCUCUCAUCACAGAGAGCUGCAGUAAGGAAGUGAAGGUUGUUGCUUCCAAGCAGGGAACGGUUUUCUCUGUUUGCUUCUCGGCAGGUGAAGGUUGGGUGUGUUUUUUUUCCCCUUUCUGACUGUUUGUUGUGCAAUAGAGAUGCAUGGCAAAGUGCAGAGUAAAUUAAUUGAAGGCAGCGAAGAGCAUAAUGCACUCGAAUACUUCAUAAAAACAGUUUUUAUACGUGUGUUAUACAUGUCAUAGUUUAAUUAAACUGAACAGAAUGAUAAAAGUUUAGAUUCUUUUCCUGUUCACAGGGUAGGAGCAGAUAAACCAACCCCCACAGCUGCCUUACCCCAGCAGUGAGGUACCCCAGCCUGCCACACACACAGCAGUGAGAGCGGGUGUGUGAGAGCACAGAGCAGUGUGGACAGCAGAAGCAGGAUUUAAGCAGAGAAGUGGUGCAGCGGGGGGGAGGUAUCCAUAUUGCUGCUAAGACUGGAAAAAAACUGUACACAUUUUCAUGCAGCUCUUACUGACAUAUGACAGUGUAAAUGUGUCUUGUUAGCAAAUACAUUCCAUGCUUCAAGAAAGCAUUACUCAUCAAGGUAGGAAGUGUGGCUGAGAGAUACUGGAAAGCAGUUUUAAUGAUCCUUAAAGAUGAUUUGUACUGCAUUUUUCAACCCAAGUUUACUUUGCUGGUGGCUGAGGUGUUUUUUAUUUCCUGGAGAGCCUUCUUUCUUUUUGGCUGCAUCAUUUCUUUACACAACAGCUAUUACUAAAAUGAAUAAAAGGGGCAUUAGUGGAAUUGCAAACUGAAA
Messenger RNA from Gallus gallus (chicken), 3383 nucleotides. It is a transcript of the gene AAGAB, whose product is annotated as alpha- and gamma-adaptin binding protein. NCBI's taxonomy places the organism in Eukaryota, Metazoa, Chordata, Aves, Galliformes, Phasianidae. The coding region runs from base 24 to 968 and encodes 314 amino acids. The record is from RefSeq and is a predicted model, not a curated record. The transcript is spliced from 10 exons.